AUGGAAGUGGCGCGGACUCCUAGUACCGCUAGGAGCUGCUGGCGGAGGGCGAGGAGAGCUACUUCUAUUUUGUCCCGGCUUCGGAGGUGGAAAAGACCCCACUGGUCGGGCCUAGAAGUUGAGGGUUCAAGGAAGGUGUGCAGGCAGGUAUAGCUGUCUUUCCUGGAUGCCAACAUUUGAGGCCCAGAAGUCUCCCAUGGUUCCCUAUCACAUCCGCCAGUACCAGGACAGCGACCAUAAAAGAGUCGUGGAUGUGUUCACCAAGGGCAUGGAAGAGUACAUCCCCUCCACCUUUCGGCACAUGCUUAUGCUGCCCCGAACCCAACUACUCUUACUUGGGGUGCCCCUUGCCCUGGUCCUGGUGUCUGGCUCCUGGUUACUGGCUGUUAUAUGCAUCUUUGUUCUGCUCCUACUCCUGCGGCUCCUUGCCAGACAGCCCUGGAAGGACUAUGUGGCCCUGUGUUUGCAGACAGACAUGGCUGACAUCACCAAGUCUUACCUGAAUGUACAUGGUGCCUGCUUCUGGGUGGCUGAGACUGGAGGACAGGUGGUGGGCACAGUGGCUGCUCAGCCAGUCAAGGAUCCUCCGUUAGGGAGGAAGCAGCUGCAGCUCUUCCGUCUGUCUGUGUCCUCACAGCAUCGAGGACAGGGGAUAGCGAAAGCACUGACCAGAACUGUCCUCCAGUUUGCAAGGGACCAGGGUUACAGUGAUGUUGUCCUUGAAACCAGCACCUUGCAGCAAGGUGCUGUGACUCUCUACCUGGGCAUGGGCUUCAAGAAGACAGGCCAGUACUUCAUGAGUAUGUUCUGGAGGUUAGCAGAUAUUUAUACAAUUCAAUUAAAGUACUCCUUCCCUUCUGCCUAGGAAGGGUGGCUGUGACCUUAUGCUCCUGUGCAGCAAGCACACUUCUCUGCACUCUGCUAUUGGAACCAGUGAACCCCGUCAUGUCAGUGUGAUUAACAAUAAAAGCUUGUUGGCACACACCAGA
This is a messenger RNA of Mus pahari (shrew mouse), 989 nucleotides long. Its product is annotated as probable N-acetyltransferase CML1. Lineage: Eukaryota; Metazoa; Chordata; Mammalia; Rodentia; Muridae. The transcript is spliced from 2 exons. Gene Ontology annotation, molecular function: N-acetyltransferase activity. The record is from RefSeq and is a predicted model, not a curated record. The coding region runs from base 167 to 865 and encodes 232 amino acids.